Messenger RNA from Siniperca chuatsi (mandarin fish), 3571 nucleotides. Its product is annotated as solute carrier family 12 member 9-like. Gene Ontology annotation, molecular function: potassium:chloride symporter activity. Gene Ontology annotation, biological process: cell volume homeostasis; chloride transmembrane transport; potassium ion homeostasis. Bases 235 to 3063 code for a protein of 942 amino acids. The transcript has 14 exons. The record is from RefSeq and is a predicted model, not a curated record. Lineage: Eukaryota; Metazoa; Chordata; Actinopteri; Centrarchiformes; Sinipercidae. Gene Ontology annotation, cellular component: membrane.
AUUUUUCCAUUAGCAAACAGUCCUUACCUGCACUUCGCUGUACCUGCAGAAGGUGAACGGGCCCGGCGGAGGUGGAUGGUGGCCAUUCCAUUAGCUAGACGCUGAUUGUUAGCACAUUUCACCAUAGUUACAAAAAAAACGUUAGGCGUUAAUUGAGCACGUGCGGCUGAAACUGUGCCUUCGGUUAACGCCAGCCAGCUGCAUUUAACGUUUAUUACUGUUAACUUAACCACCAUGUCAGAAAAGGCUCCUCUCCUACAUUACCGACUCGCCGCCACGAACGGCCCGGAGCCGAAAGAUGUGUCCAAACAGAGCGGGACCAAGGCGGGCAGAGACUGCCGACGGUCCAAGGAGAAAACGGCCCGCAAGCUCGGAGUGGUGUUUGGCGUGGUCAUACCAACUUUACUGUCCAUGUUUAGCGUCGUUGUGUUCCUGCGAAUUGGAUUUGUUGUGGGUCAAGCAGGGCUCUACGAGUCCAUUGCCAUGUUCCUGGUGGCCUACUUGAUCAUCACGAUGACCGUGCUUUCUGUCUGUGCCAUCUCCACCAAUGGGGCUUUAGAUGCUGGAGGUGCCUACUACAUGAUCAGCCGAGCCCUGGGUCCAGAGUUUGGUGGCAGCAUCGGGAUUAUGUUUUUCUUUGCCAAUGUGUGCUGCACUGCUCUCUACGUUUUGGGUCUAGUCGAGGCUAUCAUGUCUGCCUUUGGCAUCCCAGAAGAGGGUGCAGCAGCUGUUGCAGGUCUCCAUCAGGUGUUGCCUUCAGGAUACUGGUGGUCUCUGCUUUAUGGCACUGUCCUGCUCUUACUAUGUUUCAUUGUCUGCUUGGUGGGAGCCCACAUCUAUGCCAAAGCUGCCUUUAUUAUCUUCAUCAUAGUCACGACGGUCCUGGCUUCUAUUGUCAUCAGUUUUUUCUUUGUGGGGCCCAUUGUGGUGAUUCUUCCAGAUAAAUCUGGUCUAAACAGUACAAGCCUGAGCACCGCCAAUUAUUCUGGCUUCCGGCUCCACACCCUGGAGGCCAACCUAUUGUCCAAUUACACAGUAGACUACACCACUGGUGCCAUGAUGAGUUUUGCCACAGUGUUCGCUGUCAUGUUCAACGGCUGCACUGGAAUCAUGGCAGGCUCCAACAUGUCAGGCGACCUGAAAAACCCCAGCUAUUCCAUCCCAAGAGGAACGCUUGCAGCUGUUAUUAUAACUUACAUCACAUACAAUCUGCUUAGUCUGCUGACUGCGUGGUCCUGUGAACGUCACCUUCUCCAAAGAGACUACAGUUUCCUGGGUGACAUCAAUAUAUGGCCUCCCCUGGUGACAGUUGGGAUUUACUUCUCCACCAUGUCAGCUGCCAUGAGUAACCUGAUAGGAGCCUCCAGGAUCCUGUAUGCCCUGUCCAAAGACAACCUGUUUGGCGGUGUCUUGGCUCUAGUGAGGAAAACAUCUGGGAGUGGAAACCCCUGGGCCUCAGUGCUUGUCUCCUGGUUGCUUGUACAGGUGGUGCUGUUUACCGGUAAAUUGAACACAAUUGCUGGUAUUGUGACUAUCUUCUUUUUGUUGGUCUAUGCUGCUGUGAACCUGUCCUGUUUGGCUCUCGAAUGGGCUUCUGCACCAAACUUCAGACCCUCAUUUCGUUGUUUUACAUGGCAUACCUGCACUCUGGGCAUUCUUGGCUGCCUGGUCAUGAUGUUCCUGAUCAAUGCCAUUUAUGCAUUUGCCAGCAUAGCCUUUAUGCUGCUGCUCUUGAUGUUUAUCCACUACCUCGGUCCCAUCAGCCACUGGGGAUGCAUCAGCCAGGCUCUCAUCUUCCACCAGGUGCGCAAAUACCUGUUGAUGUUGGAUGUGCGUAAGGACCAUGUGAAGUUCUGGAGGCCCCAGGUGCUGCUGAUGGUGGCAAACCCUCGCAGCUGUACAGGUCUCAUGACUUUCAUCAAUGACCUGAAGAAGAGUGGCCUCUAUGUACUGGGACAUGUAAAGCUGGGUUUACUGGAUGGGUUGCCCUCUGAUCCUUUGCAGAACCGUUAUGACUCCUGGCUGUCUCUAGUGGACCAUCUCAACAUCAAGGCGUUUGUCAACCUUACCCUGGCUGACUCUGUCCGACAUGGAGUUCAGAACCUGCUUUUCAUCACAGGCUUUGGCGGAAUGAGGCCAAACACCCUUGUCUUGGGUUUCUAUGAUGACUGCACCCCUCAAGACAACCUCCAAGGUAAAAUUCUCCUGUCUACAGGCCAUGGCUUGGAUGCAGUGAGUCCAUCCAUAGACCCCCGAGAGCAACGAUCUCCCUUCUUCCCCAAUGUGCGGUGCGCUGAGGAACCCAAAGACCUUCAGGAAGAGGAGUAUGUAUCAGUGAUUGCUGACGCUGUAAAAAUGGGGAAGAAUGUGACACUGGCUCGUUACUUCAACCAGUUCAACCGGGAGGCGGUCUUGGGGUCAAGAAAAAAGAUUGGGGGCCACCGAAACAUGUCAGGGCCAUUCGUUGACGUGUGGCCUCUUAAUCUACUUCGACCAGACAGCCGCGGUUAUGUGGACAUCUGCUCACUGUUCUUGUUGCAGCUGGCCUGCGUGCUUCAUGAGACCCGUGCCUGGAGCCAGGCAAGACUCCGCCUCUUCCUAUGUGUGGAGGCCGGUUGCAGUCUGAAGGAAGAGGAGGAGACGAAGCUCCAGGCAAUGCUAAAGGAGCUAAGGAUCUCCGCUCAGGUGCAGAUGGUGGCAUGGGACCAGGUGGUGGCGCUGCACUGGCAGAGACAAGGAGGAAGGGAGAGAGGGAAUCUGGUAAAGUCUGUACAGAAUGAGGAGAGGAGGGAGAGAGAAGAGGUAGCUGAGAAGGAAGAUGAUAUCCAAACGUUUCUCAAUAAUGCUGCGCAGCUGACAGAUGAAUAUAUCUGUGCUGUCAACGAUCUCAUUCGCAGACACAGUGCCCCUCAGCCUGCUGUGCGUUUCCUGUAUUUGCCACGUCCCCCAGCGGACACAAGCCGUUACCGUGCUUACCUGCACCACGUUGACCUGUUGAGUCGAGACCUGGGCCCAACAUUGCUCAUUCAAGGGGUCACCCCUGUGGUCACUACUGACCUCUAAAAUGUUCCUAUCAACUCUUAAUCCAUCAUCAACCCUGAUCUGGUAUUGUUCGUCCAUGGGACUGUGCCUGUGCCACCGCUUUAUUCACCUGAUAUUUAAGCUGUCAACACAGGUAUCAGACCUGACGCUGACACAAACCAUUUUUAUACUUGAGUCAUACCCACAUUUUUCAUUUAUACAGUUAUGUUUCCCUUAUAUUAUUAAGACACUUGGGAAAAUUGAUUUAAUGACCUAACUUCUGUUAGAUAUUGAAAAUUAUGAGUGUUUUAGGCUGUUUAGUCAUCCCCAUGGAUGCAGUUGUAUAAUUUGCACAUAUUGUGGGGUGAAAGGAGGAAAGGUCCCUCAUAGUUAACAUCAGUAAGAAGUAUAUUAGGCCUGUGCUCUUUCUUAACUUUUCAUGCAUUUGUAAAAAAUACUGUUAGCAUAUGGAGACUGCUCUUGAACAUUGUGAACUUUUGAUGUUUUGAACAUGUUAAUAGAAAAAUAAAUUUAAUGAAUUGUUGUAUUA